GCUCCCGCGGCCACCACAGCGGCGAUGUCCGAGACCUCCUCCAGCAAGGAGGGUCCCCCGGCCGAGUGCCCCGUGUGCUACGAGAAAUUCCAGCCCCUGGAGGCCACGCACCGGCGGCUCAGCUGCGGCCACACCUUCUGCCACGACUGCCUGGUGAAGUGCCUGCUGUCGGCCAAGCUGGACGGGCACGUCCAGAGCAGCAUCAUCUGCCCCGUGUGCCGCUACGUCACCUUCCUCAGCGAGAAGAAGGCUCUGCGGCCGCCCGGCGCCAACCCCCGGACGCUGGAGAUGCCCCUGUCGCCGUCCUCCUUGUCCCACCCGGCCAAAAGCCAGGCCACCAACACGCUGGUUGUGCCCAGCCACUUCGUGCUGCCCGUGCAGAGCCUGGGGCGCUGCUCCCGGGGGCUCCCGGGGGUGCUGGCACGGGAAGCUCACGUCUUCGUCAUCAGCGACCAGGGCAUGCCGCUGGUGGCCGCGGACUGCGGCCCGCUGGCCGGGAGGAGCAGGGAGGACGCGGCCAGCUCGGUGUCAUCGGGCCCGGCCCUGGGGCUGCAGUGCUGCCAGUCCCCCAUGGCUCUGGCCGUGAUGCUGGUGCUGACCGUGGCCAUGCUGGCGGCCGUGCUGCCCUGGCUGCUGCUGGUCAGGAGGGACCUGUAG
Molecule: messenger RNA, 657 nt
Organism: Hirundo rustica (Barn swallow)
Lineage: Eukaryota; Metazoa; Chordata; Aves; Passeriformes; Hirundinidae
Gene: RNF222
Product: ring finger protein 222
Exons: 1
Coding region: 25-657 (210 amino acids)
Source: RefSeq, a predicted model, not a curated record